UGUGUGUGUGUGUGUGUGUGUGUGUGUGUGUGUGAUUUAUUAAAAAUUGUUGUGUGAGAUAAUACCAUUGUAGUAUUAAGAUAAAAGUAAAGAAUAUUUUCGAUAUAUUGAAACGUUGUCUGAAAUUUGUAUAAAACAAUGUGUAAAAAGCUUUGCAGAUUAAUACACAAAAUUGACUCGCCACCUAUGCAAAUAGUGAAUUUUGCUUUGGAGACUUGGCAAUCUCCUAUUUAUAUUAGUAGCAUGCUAGUAAUCCUCGUCAGUAAAUCUUAAAUUUUAGUGAUUUUGAACAUAUUUAAAAAUUUUAUAAUAUUUGUGUGUUUGUGAAUGUAAAAAAGUGAAUUAUUGUUAAUAUCCAUGCGGUUUAUUAGUGUUUUAUGAUAUUUGGUAAUUUCUUUUAUAAUAAAAAACUUGCAUGUAACAAUUAAUACAUGGAAUGCGAUUAAUUUUUGAAUACGCAGCUGAAGUUAUUUUUGCAAAAAGUUUAGAUAAAUUUUUAUUUUCGACAAAGUUAUUUGCCAAGAAGAUUUAUUAAUUCUUGUAAUAUCUGCUAUAACAUGUAACAUGCGAUAAUUCAGAGUACUUCGUUAAACACAUUAUUCAUUUGGCUAAUAACGUCUCUAGACUUAAUCAUUUAAGUUUCAAUUUAUGUUUACGAGUCCAUAACAGACAUUCAUUUGGUUAGAUCAAACUAAUUAACAGAAUUAAACUAAUUUUUUUUCUUAGUUAUUCAUUAUUCACUUCUCAACGCUCAUCAUAAAGAUUUGCGUAGCGAGCGCGCAUAUUUUUCUCACCUGUUGAAGGUCUGAAAAAGUACAUAUCGUUCGAUGAGAUAGCUACAAAAGACAAUUAUGGCUCAGCCACCUGAACCGGUUCCGGUACAUUGCUACACAAAUCCAUCGUUUUGCCGUCAAUCGGAGUACAUCCCGGACGAUCAUGUUAACGACGAUCUGCCGCCGCCGCCGCCGCAGCAGUUUCAAGGAAACGACGAUUUACCGCCGCCUCCGCCGCCGUUGCAAUUGCAAUGUCACGCCGCGGGUCAGAGCAAUCCGGCGUUCCAAGCUCCGCCGGAGAUGACGUUAGAGAUCUGCGAAUCGCGGGACCGGUAUUGUUAUCUGGAGGGUAAUAGGGCCCCCACGCACAGGCGAUAUGCUAGUUUUCCGGCGGAGGAGUCUCGCGUGACUUACAGCCAGUCCUCACGAUACGAGUACAUAGAGCAAGACGAGGCGGAGAGGAGCCAGUUGCCGCGCAGGAACUCGUCGAGGUACGAGUUCAUUCCACACCAGCAGGUGCAACAACGUUCCGCGCCGGCGACCAACCAAGACGAUCGAGGAGGGCCGCAGACCCGAGCGUGUCGCGGCAAUGCCGGUAGAUACGCGCUUAUACCGGGUGACCAGGAUUACCAAGAAGACGGUCCGCAAUGGAGCAAUGCGAAGUCGGCGCCUCGGCAUAUCAACACUCCGCAGGGUCGUUAUACCAGAGUGCCCUUGCAAGAAGAGAUUCCGCCGGCGCUUCCCGAUAGAAACACGCAAGAGAUGUCAGUAUCACCGAAGAAUAAUUUAGCUACGCAGAAAUUGCAUGAAAUAUUAUCCACGCCUAGAAAACCAAGGUCCAGAUCCGAAGAGAGAACACUAUCGCCGAAGAGACAACAAUCAUUCAAUCAAACCGGCACACCGCAACGAAGAGCGCUCACUCCUGGUGGAUCGCCAAAUGGUCGUACUUUUAGUCCAACGCGCACAACUCCUCAAGGCACACCUCAGAGCCGAGCUUUCUUGCCUACGGGACCUCAAACUUCUACACCUAACAAAGAAUCAUCAGCUCGUAGAUGUCUUCCUUUGCUGGAAAACUCGUCUCGACAGCAGGACCUCUGUCCAGCCAGUAAUUGCGGUCGGCUUCGUUAUGUCGGUACUGCUCCGGUUGACUUAAUGAAUAUGAAUCACAAUGAACCACCUCCUCGUUAUGCUUACACGGACGGCCUCGAGUCCAUGCCGAUGAUGUCUGGAUCGCCCAGAUAUCAGGUGAUGCCUGCUGAUCAGAAGAACUAUCAAAGCGUAGAAAGCGCAUUUAUGGCUCGAACUGCGGUUGUACCACCAUUAUCUCCGCCGAAUAGCGACGCGAACACAACCAUGGCGAGUGGCAUGGAGAAAGGUGACAGAAAGAGCGCUCCGAUUCUUCUAAUAUUGGUCGGUCUAUUGACAUGUGGACUUGCAUUAUAUCUAUCCUGGUCACAAGGAAGAAAAUAUUAUUUUGACAGUGCGGUUGGCUGUGGGGCUUGCUGUGCUUUAGCAGGUGCAUGCAGAAGCUUGCGAAGAACUUGGACGGGACUUGGCCUGGCUGGAUUGUCGGCAUUGAGCUGUGCUGGUCUUUUGCUGCUCGCAGCUAAAUCUCCGAAAGAUGGUACACCUCUUCACGAUAUCACAGCCGGCGCUUUGUGUGGUGUAUCGGUUUUAGGCGCUGGUCUAGCUCUGUUGGCCCUUCUAAAACCAAGGUGCACUCUCGGACGUCAUAGACGAGUUCAUUCUUGGAUACCACGAUUUUCUUAGUUAUAAUAUCACAUUUGUCAACAAUUAAUAUUGUAAUAAUUACAUUUACUUCAGCAUUGAAAAAUUUAUGUAAAGAUGUUAUCAUAAGUUAGUAAAAGCAUAAUCAGAAAAUAACUCCUGCCAUAUAUUCAGAAAAUCAUAUAUUGAUUUAUAAAUAUCUAGAUGAAAUAUAAGUUAUGCAAAGAACAUCUACUAAGAGUAUACUGUGAAAAAUUGUAUCAUGGAAAAGUGCAUAAUAUUUUUAAAAAACAAAUAUUUUUAAAAAAUUUAUUC
Molecule: messenger RNA, 2816 nt
Organism: Pogonomyrmex barbatus (red harvester ant)
Lineage: Eukaryota; Metazoa; Arthropoda; Insecta; Hymenoptera; Formicidae
Source: RefSeq, a predicted model, not a curated record